Molecule: messenger RNA, 267 nt
Organism: Parascedosporium putredinis
Lineage: Eukaryota; Fungi; Ascomycota; Sordariomycetes; Microascales; Microascaceae
Source: the annotation of a GenBank genome assembly
AUGUCUGCGAGUGUAUGGUACAACCGUGACGAAGGCUCCCAGACUGAUAGCCCGCCUUUAAACCCUGUCCAACUCAAACUUGCACCGACGAUCGAGCCUGAAUGUUUUCCACUCAAUCAAGCCCACCCGAGGGAAGCCGAGGCCUUUCUGGUGGAUACCCUUGGCGAAAAGCGGAAUGUAGACAUUCCCAGCCAGAUCAUCGAACAAGACGAUCUCCCUGAUUACGACCCCCAAAGCGACUCUCGAGCACUGGGUCGCGGGGCCUGA